CGUCACAGCUGAAUAAGUCACAGCUUUCUAGUUCCAUUAAUGUGAAACAAACCAAGAAAUGUAAAAAAUAAAUAUGUGUUGCUGAUAUUUUAUUUUAAAAAUUAGUUUCAACAAAAAAGAAAAAUUGACUCAGACAGUAAUCUCAAUACAAAAGAUAACAAAAAUUUAAUAAGUAUGAUUGAACAAAAAUAAGUGAAAAACUCAUAUAACAUUGUCCAAUUGUCCAUUAUGAUUUGAAUUGAGAAUCAAUGGAUAAAUUUGAGAUACAUACAUAAUGUCUGAUCAUCACACACCGAGAAAAUGUAAUAAGCCUGAAUAUGCAGAAUUCUGUUGUCAGCCUAGGUCUUUGCCGUUAUUACCUGGCUUCAAGACACAUUCGGGAUCAAAAUCUAGCAUGGAAUGUAUACAAACAAGAUCAUCACUUCGGUCUUCGUAUAAUUAUCAGAACCAUAUUGCUGAGCAAACAAAGUCUUUACAGGAAUUACAAAAUGAAGUUGGUGCAUUACUUGAGUUUAGAGAUUUGGUGAUUGAAACGUUUCCAGACCUUAAAUCGAAAAUAACAUGUUCUCCAAGCACUAGCACAGUGAACGAAUUAACAUCGUCCUCUUUGUUGAGGAGAGAAUGGGAACCUGGUAUUAGAGUCCGAAGAAAAAUAGGUCAAAAAGAUAGUACUUUAGAAGGAUCCUCUACAAUUGUUAGAAGCAGAAGUAAUUCCAAUAGUAGUAAGCAACACAAUCAAAUGAUUAAAGAGCCAAAAAGUGGAGAAGGAACCGGAAGUGUCGUACAAGACUCAGGUUUUUCAACUGAAACUAAUUCUUCUAAAGAAACACAUAGUGCCUCAUCUAACGUUGGUGCAUCGCAGCUGGGAGCUGUUAUGAAUCGAAGCACUGAAGAUGAAUUGUGGAAUUUGUUAGACGUAAUACACAGAAAAAGUAAUAGGCUAAGAGAAGAAGUAGAGCAUUCAAGGACAGUGAAUAAAAGUAAAACGCUCGUGAAUAAAUAUGGAACAAGUCAUAAGACCUUCGGAAAGAAUAUAUCUACUGUAAAUGAAUAUGUUCGAAUACUGAGAACAGAACGAGAUAGCCUUCUAAGUAAACUGGCUGAAAUGGAAGCAGAAACUUUAACAGGAAAAAUAAAGGAAUCAAAAAUGCAGAAUGAAAUAGCAGAGUUACUUGCAUCAAGACUCAAAUUGGGACAUCAACUAAAAAUCACAAUGAAUCAAAACAAAGAUCUUAAAACAAAACUUAAUGAUCUCGAUAUGCAUAUUUUUGACAGCAGCGGUGACGUAUGUUUGAAACCUUUAUUUAGUGACUAUGAAAUAAAACAGAGGAAAGACACGUACUUUUCUCCACUUGAACUAAGUCAUGGAGGAAAAAAUAAUAAUAAAGAAGACAUUAAAACUAACAUGCAACAUUUGGAUAGAUGUAACACGCCAACACGUAAAAAUCGUUUAAAAAACAUUGAUUCAAAAAAAAUUGCGUUCAUAUUACUUGAAAAUAACGUCGUAGAGCUUCAAAGACAUCUUUUAACAACUACGGUUCAAAAUCAGAGUCUACAACAAAAAAUUAAAAGAGUGAUCAAAACACAAAAUUUACUUAAAGACCAACUAGAAAAAUCCAAAGAAGAUAUUGAGGAUUUGAAAUUUCAGCUUGAAGAAAAAAAUAUCGAGUUAGAAGGUACACGUGCACAACUUCGCAUAAUCGAAUCAAGGUCUGAAUAUUUAAGUAUUGAGCAAACUCCAACACGUUAUAUAAUAAAUUUGCCACCUGUUUCAUCUAGUGUUAUUAAAACUUCUGAAUCACAAAUUUCCUUGUAUAGAGAUGUCAAUCAAAUAAGCACCCCAAGUAUGAAAGCAAUGACACCACUUGUGAUGGAAGAUGCCCCUAAUUUAAAUCAUAGUAGCAGUACCGAGUCUGCACAAGAUCAUGGCGAGUUAAAUACUAUUUCACCAAUAUCUAAGCAACGUCCUCCAAGUAAAAUACCACUACCAGGCCAAAAAAAUAACGUAAUAAUUAAACCUCCUUCUGGAAAAACUUCAUUUUCAAGAACGUCUUCAGGACCAUCAUCUAAUCGUAGUCUAAAUAAAAAUGUUAGCAGUUUACAAGCUGUACCGACGCAAACCACAACGAGGCAGCUUACAUCUACUCCCGAAAAUGUGUGUCUUAGUUCAAAAAAAAGUGAAGCGACACAAAGUUGGCGGAGCAAGGAUGUCUCAUUAGAACGUCAAAAAUACAGCAAUGCGUCCUCAAUACCUGUGUCUUCUAGCAAUAAAAUUGCAAUAAAAACUAUAUCUUCGCCUGUUUUACAUAGGGCGAAACGUGAUCUUACAUCUGUAUCUAAAGUAAAACCAAGGGACUCAUUAAGCCGUCCAACACCAAAUACAAGUUUAAACACUUCAAAUAAUUUAAUUUCAUUAUCACCAACAAAUAUCGUAAAUGAUAAAACAAAAAAAGAAGCAAGUGAAAAUAUACGAAGUGUCGGAAAUAGUAGUAGUUUUACAGGUCGAGCACAUCCAGUUAUUCCGAUGCGCAGAAUAAGUAAUAGCAGCGCUCACCGAAACACUCAUGCUUCUCAUUCCUCAAUCAACGUUAGUACGAGCAGACAUAAUUCGUCGACUUCCAAUAAUCUGAACCCUAUAGAGAAACAAGAUUCAUCUGAAGUUAAUAAGGUACGAAGUGGUCUAAGGGCAAAUUUUUGGAAUUGGUUAAAAAUUUAAAUAUCACUUGUAUAAAAGCUUUUGUUAUCGGUAUGAUCAAUUUAAAAAAAAUGCGAUAUAUAUGCACAUAAAUAAUAAUAAUCAACUGCGUUUCCAAAUGUCAAAUUAUUUACAGUAUUAGAAAGUUUUGGGAUACCUAAAUUGAAAAAAAUUGACUGACCGAUAUAUUCUCAUUUUUUUGAAUUAAAGAAAUAGUUUAUGUUUUUGUCAUUUUAUUGGAUGAUUCGAUGAAAAAUUUAAUGGAAAUUUUGAAAAAACAUAUACAUAAUGAAUAUAUUUCAUUGAGAGUUGAUUUCGUUAACGUCAAAUUAAUGUUUUCUAUUAAAAUUCUAUCACGCUUAUUUUCUUUAUAAUAAAGUUUUUACAUUACAUACUUGCAUACGUGCCUCAUCGCAAAUAUUGUUAUU
Molecule: messenger RNA, 3123 nt
Organism: Culicoides brevitarsis
Lineage: Eukaryota; Metazoa; Arthropoda; Insecta; Diptera; Ceratopogonidae
Gene: jvl
Exons: 8
Coding region: 275-2716 (813 amino acids)
Source: RefSeq, a predicted model, not a curated record